CCCGUUGUCGCCUUUCACGCAUCUGGAGGUGCAGAACGAGAGUCAGGGGAGGCACGAGGACGAGAGCCACUUCCACGUGCUGGCCACGCUGCUCUCGGACGCGCAGGGCAGGCUGCUCUUCCACGCCCUGCGCCUCACGGCCAAGACGCCAGCCCAGUGGGACGCGCCAGCACAGGAGCAGGGGGGAGAUGAAUGCCGCCGCAGCGUUCGGCCGGGCCGCAGCCGGCCGCCGGCACGUGGCGCCAAGCACGUCCAGGGGCUCCUGGGCAAGGCAG
Molecule: messenger RNA, 275 nt
Organism: Prorocentrum cordatum
Lineage: Eukaryota; Dinophyceae; Prorocentrales; Prorocentraceae
Source: the annotation of a GenBank genome assembly